Epinephelus lanceolatus (giant grouper) is the source of this 1550-nucleotide messenger RNA. RefSeq names its product P2Y purinoceptor 14. Gene Ontology annotation, cellular component: membrane. Gene Ontology annotation, molecular function: G protein-coupled purinergic nucleotide receptor activity. Lineage: Eukaryota; Metazoa; Chordata; Actinopteri; Perciformes; Serranidae. The record is from RefSeq and is a predicted model, not a curated record. Gene Ontology annotation, biological process: G protein-coupled receptor signaling pathway.
ACAGCAUUGGCUCAUAUUACGGGCAGAGACAACAGCUGUAUGGGAACCUGACUCAACACUGUUUAUAUGUCAUGGAUCCCCUGAACUCCACCUGCGCCCCCACCAACCAAUCAGACUUCAGCAGCAUCUUCACCCUGCAGGUGCUCCCACCGCUCUACCUGGUGAUCUGCGUUGUUGGAGCGUCUCUGAACGGUGUGGCCGCCUGGAUCUUCUUCAGAGUGCCCAGUGACUCGGGCCUGGUGGUGUACCUGAAGAACAUGGUCGUGGCCGACCUCCUCAUGCUCGCCACCUUCCCCUUCAAGCUGAUGACUCAGCUGGGAGUGGGCGGCUGGCGCCUCCACGUGGUUAUCUGCCGCUACACCGCCGUGCUCUUCUACUCCUCCAUGUACGUGGGGAUUCUCUUCAUGGGCUUCAUCAGCCUUGAACGCUACGUCAAGAUCUUCCGACACACUUCCUCUCCCUCCUCGUCGUUGUCCUCCUGCAGGUCCAGGUGUGGCAUUGUUUCCUUGCUGCAUCUCCUGCAGAGUGUCGUCUUCGCCCGGGUGCUGGCAUUCUUCACCUGGGGCUUCCUCCUCCUCUGCGUGCUGCCCAACGUCGUGCUGACCAGCCAACCAGCCAACGAGACGAACGCACGGCACUGCAUGCAGCUAAAGACUGAGCUGGGCAUGCAGUGGCACCGGGUGUCCACCUUCUUCAGUGUCAGCCUCUUCUGGGCGACGCUGGUGGUCCUCGCCUAUUGCUACGCCUCCAUCGCCUGCCGGGUCUACAAGUCCUACCGCCGUGUCCGCACCGACAACAGCGAUGUCUGUCGGAAGUCGAACCGCAGCAUCUUCAGCAUCCUGGGCGUGUUCUUCAUCUGCUUUGUGCCGUACCACGUCUGCCGCAUACCGUACACUCUGAGCCAAACGCAGGCGUCGGGCUUCAGCUGGGACACCCGCUUCCUGCUGUUCCAGCUGAAGGAGGGGACGCUCUUCCUGUCGGCGCUCAACGUCUGCCUCGACCCCAUCAUCUACUUCCUGAUGUGCCGAACCUUCAGAGAGUCGCUGCUGAGGAAACUGUCAGGAAGAGAGAGGAGGAGGUCCCUGACCACCGCCCAGAGUCUGAGCCACAUAUAGGAGGGGAGGAGGCGAGGAGAGGAGACACAAGAGAGGAGACAAGGAGAGGAAUCAAGAGAGGAGACAAGAGAGAAGAUAAGGGGAGGAGAGACAAAGACUGGAACAUCCUCCAUGAUUGCAGAGGGGGAGUGAUUUCUGGGUCACUGAAGGAGAGAGGACACAAGGAAGCAGAAGUUAGCAACAAGAAGAAGGGGAAACAAGAGAGGAGACAAGGAGAGGAAACGAGGAACACUGAGCCUUAAUCAGACUGUGGUGUCGUGUGAAUGUUGUCACAGUAAUUUAAAAAAGAAAGUUGUCAGUAAAUUCACCUCUGUGUGUUUUUCCUGGAAGGUGAACUUUAUUGUGACUCAGAUUUCAAAGUAACUUAAAUGAAUGUAAAUGUUCCUAAACAAGCAGUUUACUUAUUGUUUUUAUCACCAUGAUGUCAUAACGUGA